Molecule: messenger RNA, 4270 nt
Organism: Salvelinus fontinalis (brook trout)
Lineage: Eukaryota; Metazoa; Chordata; Actinopteri; Salmoniformes; Salmonidae
Product: flotillin-1-like
Exons: 13
Coding region: 218-1504 (428 amino acids)
Biological process (GO): positive regulation of cell-cell adhesion mediated by cadherin; regulation of receptor internalization; positive regulation of cell junction assembly
Cellular component (GO): plasma membrane
Source: RefSeq, a predicted model, not a curated record
CACAUUUAGCAAUGGGCGUGAGACGAUGGAUAGACGCUUUUGACGGGAAGAGCUAUAACGGACAUAAGCUUCAUAUAUACAUACAUAUAUUGGACAGACGAUAGCAAAAAUAACACUGCUGUAUUUUGAGAGCCAAAAACAGUAUUGUUGCAACGCAUCUAUACAUUUGCAUUCUGCAUUAGUUCAUUCUGUCAAAUUGCAUCUGAGGAAGAAAAACAUGUUCUACACGUGUGGUCCAAAUGAGGCUAUGGUGGUGUCAGGUCCAUUCUCUAACCCAUUGUUUCCCAACCCUGUAAUGAUUGCUGGAGGCAGAGUGUUUGUGCUUCCCUGUUUUCAGAAGAUCCAGAGGAUCUCCCUGAACACUCUGACGCUGAACGUGAAGAGUGAGAAAGUUUACACCCACCAUGGGGUUCCCAUCUCGGUCACUGGUAUUGCCCAGAUGAAGAUCCAGGGGCAGAACAAGGAGAUGCUGGCCGCAGCCUGUCAGAUGUUCAUGGGGAAGUCGGAGGGCGAGAUCGCCCAAAUCGCCCUGGAGACGCUGGAGGGCCACCAGAGGGCCAUCAUCGCCCACCUGACUGUGGAGGAGAUCUAUAGGGAACGUAAGAAGUUCUCAGAGGAGGUGUUCAAGGUGGCCUCGUCCGACCUGUUCAACAUGGGCAUCAGCGUGGUCAGCUACACGCUCAAAGACGUUCACGACGACCAGGACUACCUCCACUCCCUGGGGAAGUCCAGGACCGCCCAGGUGCAGAAAGACGCCCGCAUCGGAGAGGCCCAGUUCAAGAGGGAUGCUGUGAUCAGGGAGGCCCAUGCCAAGCAGGAGAAGAUCUCAGCCCAGCACGUCAAUGAGAUCCAGAUGGCCAUGGCUCAGAGGGACUAUGAGCUGAAGAAAGCCUCCUACGACAUCGAGGUCAACACCAAGAAGGCAGAGUCUGAGAUGGCCUACCAGCUACAGGUGGCCAAGACCAAGCAGCGCAUCGAGGAGGAGAAGAUGCAGGUCCAGGUGGUGGAGCGCUCUCAGCAGAUCAUGCUCCAGCAGCAGGAGAUCACCCGCAAGGAGAAGGAGCUGGAGGCCAAGGUGAAGAAGCCUGCUGAGGCAACGAGAUACCAAAUGGAGAAGCUGGCCGAGGCCCGGCGUGCACAGCUCAUUAUGGAGGCUGAGGCUGAGGCAGAGUCCAUUAGGAUUAAGGGAGAUGCGGAGGCCUUUGCCGUGGAGGCGAAGGGGAGAGCCGAGGCGGAGCAGAUGGCCAAGAAGGCCGAAGCCUUCCAGCAGUACAAGGAGGGAGCCAUGGUGGACAUGCUGCUGGAGCAACUACCACUAAUGGCGGAAGAGAUCAGCAGGCCUCUGGCGCAGGCUCAGAAGAUCACCCUGAUUUCCAGCGGGGGUGCGGAGGUGGGUGCGGCCAAGCUCACAGGAGAGGUGCUAGACAUCAUGACCCGCCUUCCAGCGACGGUGGAGAAACUGACGGGAGUCAACAUCUCACAGGUGACAACUCAUAUGGGCUGAGGACUCCGGUGAUCAGGCAGACCUAUUUCACAACCCUGCCUACUACCACAGCCUUUAACUCUCUCCUCAAGUAUGUUAUGCCAAAAAACAUAUGGUGCCCUACGUAAUUAUUGGGACAGUGAAGCAUUUUAUCUUCUUUUGGCUCUAUUCUCCAAAAGUUUGGAUUUGAAAUCAAACAGUGACUGAGGUUAAUGUGCAAACUGUCAGAUUUUCGUCCAUAUCGGGUGAACCGUUUAGAAACUGCAGAACCUUUGUACAUAGUCCCCUCAUGGGACAAAUUCACUUAUAUAUGUAUUAAAGUACUAUAAGGUUUAGUAUUUGGUCCCAUAUGACUAGAUCAAGCUGACUAUACACAUUUGUUGGAUGUAUUUGUUAUUUUGUUUUGGUUGUGUUUCAGAUUAUUUUGUUCCCAAUAGAAAUGAAUGGUAAAUUAUGUGUUGUGUCAUUUUGGAGUCACUUUUAUUGUAAAUUAGAAUAGAAUAUGUUUCUAAACACUUCUACAUUGAUGUGGAUGCUACCAUGAUUAGGGAUAAUCCUGAGAGAGUUACAGACGCACAAAUGUCAUAUCCCCAAGACAUGACAACCUCUCACCUUUACAAUAACAAGGGAGGUUAGCAUUUUGGGGGGUUAUUAUAUUUGUGUUUCUGUAACUUUCUCACUCAUCAUUAUUCACGAUUCAUUCAGGAUUAUCCCUAAUCAUGGUAGCAUCCACAUUAUUGUACAAGUGUUUAGAAACAUAUUCUAUUCUUAUUUACAAUAAAAGUGACUCCAAAAUGACACAAUACAUUAUUUACCGUUCCUUUCUAUUGGGCACAAAAUAAUCUGAAACCAAAACAAACAACAAAUUCAUCCAACAAAUUCGUAGGGUCACAAGCUUGAUGUAGUCAUUGCAUGCUAUGAAUAUGGAAACCAAUACUAAACGUUUUACUACUUUUGAAGUAUAGUCAAAAUAAGAAACAAUUAUUCACUGCCCCAAUAGUUACAGAGGGCACUGUGCUGUAUCUAGUAUCUACCCUUCUAUCAAGCCCCUCUUCUUUCCAUGUGCCUUAAUACCCCUGUCUCUGCCUAGCUCACCUUUCACCUCUUUGCGUGUAUAUUUGUCCCUUGAUUCCCUCCUUCAUAACUGGCUGUGUCCACUGCCUUGCUGCCAAACCCUAAGUGCAUCUUAACUGGCGAGUUCAAUGUAAACGCAGUCAAAUCCUCCACCCAUUAUUCUUAUUCUCAGCGCUCAGUCUUACUUAUCAGAAGCAAAGGUGACCUGACCAAAUCUAUGUUUGUCUUUCAUUGUUUUUAAUGUUACUGGUUGUCGUUUUAGUCUGACGAAAUGUAAUUGGUUAAGAGAGAAAUGUCAUGGCUCUGUUUGUACUAAGUUUGAGUAACAAUGAAUGUGCAAAAUAUGAACCAUUCAAAGUAUCCAUUAUUCUAAUCUAUACCUGCAAAGGCUCUUGGGAGAAGUAGUGUGAAAUAAGACAGUCAAUUUAGCUGUUUUUCUAUGUAUUAUUAUUUUCUAUGUAUUUCUAUCUGCGAAAUGUGUGUUUUCCCAUUGAUGUGUGUCUACAUUCACUGUUACAAUGCGUAACUUACGUGCUUUUGAUGUUUUAAAUGUAUUGCCUGUGUCUCGCAUACUGAAGGAUCCUAUUUAAUCGCUAGUCUUUUGAAAGGUCAAGCAGAUUAUGUAGCAGCUCUCACAGAUGUGACUUGUAUUCAUUUUGUCCAGAGUGCUAGGGGACUGGUUUACUGCUCUGUUAUAGCUGUCAAAACGGUAAUUUGACGUUAUAAUCAUGGAACUAUUGCACUUCUGCCUGACACUACAUAAUGUGAAGUUGUACUAUUGAUGCUCAUUGAGAUGUAUUGUUAGCAGUGAAGCUACGUUGUUAUUAAGGUGGUCCUCAGAUCAACAGAAAUAGUAGCUGUGGUAAUGAAUGAUAAAGGGAGGAAUUUUAAGUUAGAAAAAAGUGAUUGUCAUCAGAAGUAAAAAGAGAGGAGGUGUCAUAUGUAAAAAGGACUUCUGAAAGCAGGUUAUCUAUUUGAGAACCUUCCGUAGCCUUAACUAAAGCUAGCUGUGUUGUAUUGUACUACUAAUAGACGUAACUGCUAGUACAUAAUAGUAUGAUAUACAAGUAAUGAGUACAUGGCACAUAUGUCAUGACAUUGCAUUUCACCAGAGGAAAGGCAAGCGGUCAUUCCUCAUCACUGUAUGUAUUGACUGGUGCAAUCAAAUUUCCCCUCUGGGGGAUUAUAAAGUACUAUCUUAUCUUAUCGUUCAAUCAAUGCCUCAGAUCAGAAUGUUCAAGGGAAAUAAGUCAGAUAGCAUAGCUUGCAAGCCCUGUGUGUCUCAUGGUAUUGUAGGGUCUAAUGAAACGACUGACUCAGUAUAGGAAGUGAGGUUGACAACUAACUUGCCUUAUCUCCACACACUGUCACCCUCUACCUCACCGUCGCCACACAAGCUCCCUCUUAUCAACUGAUGAUGUCCGAUUUUUAUCAUUUUCUCCCUUCAUUUUAUUUAUUUAUGUGAAACACGAGACAUUUGUUAUAUUUAAGUGUGUUUUUCAGUAUGAUGAUACUGAACAGGUACUACUGUUAUAGCUCAGUAAACAAACCAGGAACUGAACCAGAGGUUCCAAAUAUGGCCAAAGGGGCAAAGUAUGGGAAUAUUUUAGAUGUAAUUAUUGUUGAAAUACUACUACUGUACCCAUUUUAGUGAAGUAUUAUACAAUGUUUUGUUCAAUUUAGCUUGAAACAUUUUAUACUGCACACAAAGAU